This is a messenger RNA of Carassius gibelio (silver crucian carp), 1613 nucleotides long. RefSeq names its product guanine nucleotide exchange factor VAV2. The transcript has 2 exons. Gene Ontology annotation, molecular function: guanyl-nucleotide exchange factor activity; protein binding. Gene Ontology annotation, cellular component: cytoplasm. The coding region runs from base 874 to 1146 and encodes 90 amino acids. Gene Ontology annotation, biological process: regulation of GTPase activity; cell migration. The record is from RefSeq and is a predicted model, not a curated record. Lineage: Eukaryota; Metazoa; Chordata; Actinopteri; Cypriniformes; Cyprinidae.
UCACACGUGGACGAGCGCGACCGGAACCUAGAUGCGACCGCGCGCGCGUUCCCGCCUGCUGCUCGCCCGCUCUCACGGCUCCGGCGAGCGGAGAAAUCAAAACACUCUAACCAUCUCUUCACAGAGAGAUGAACUGACACAACCGAGAAACCAUCGCGGCUCAACGGAUGACUGUCCGGCUCUAAAACCUCGCGGCGUUUCUCUUUCUGUGGAAGUGAAAGGAGCGGGACGAACAACAGUUUUCGAGUUGAAUACGCCAGAGUUUGUGCGUUUUCGCUGUACGCUUUGAUAUUUCCCACAAGAAGUUUUAAAAACAAGUUCGGACCGGAUUCUGUUUGGAGAGGCGCAAUCUUCUCAAAACUACAAAACAUGGAUUUAUUCCUUAUUUUAACGGUAAAACUUUGAUUAACCAUCCGAAUUAGCGUGUAACAGCUGCUUUACAGUCUUUUCCAGGAUUUCUUGUAUAGGAAAAUAUCUAUUGUUGUCCGGAGAGACACUUUUCUUUCUUUUUUUGCUGUGACAGGACGCGUUUACAGAGCCAAAUAUGUCAGUCCACGAUGAAGAGGAGGAAACUCGUAUGAUUCUCUGAGGGGAAAACACAUCUAAGUCAUAUUUUAACAUUUUACUGCGCGCCAUAAUAACUGGAUUAUUUCGUUAUACAAAGUCCUGUAUAGCUCUUUAAAAAAGUUGUUAAGCGUAACGUUACAUCACUGCUAAGAGCGUUCUCACGCAAUUGACCCAAGGCUUUUUAGUGCCCUUUGGACUAACAGAGGAACUGGGACAUUUUCACGUCAGCUUUAUCUUGGUACGUUCGCCAGUGUGCCAGAUAUACAGUUUUUAUUUUUGCCAAUAUUCUGCAUUGUUCCUGUCAAUAUGGAGGAGUGGAGACAGUGCGGUCGCUGGUUGAUAGACUGUAAGGUUUUGCCCCACAACCAUCGGGUCGUUUGGCCCUCAGCGGUGGUAUUCGACCUGGCCCAGGCGCUCAGAGAUGGGGUGCUUCUGUGCCAGAUGCUGCACAAUCUGUCUCCUGGAUCCGUGGACCUAAAGCAGAUCAACUUCAGGCCUCAGAUGUCACAGGGAUACCGUUUAUCAAGCAACAGAGGAAGCAGUCAGUUCACAAGGAUUAAGCAAGACCUCACACCAUGACCGGACAUGUUUUAGGAGACGAGGCUUCACUGUAUGUUUCAGCUUGGUAGAUUGAUCUCAUGUCACCCAAGCUGGUGAGGGGAUAUUAAUGCAAUUCACGGUAGCUCUGCUAGGCCAUAUUACUGUUGUUGAGAGGGUGGAUCAUGUUGAAAAGCACAGGAUAUAUGAAACCUUUUAGAGGAAUUCUUAUCCAAAAGCACAGUGGGAGGAAUUCCAAGAGCAUGCAAGAUUUAUUUAUUUUAUUUGUGAUGGACCAGUUGUGAUAUUGCCAUAAUAAAAUUCCAUAACAAUGUUAUACAUAAGCAAUGGGUUAUCUCAAGAGUGAUUCUUAAUAGCUAUAAAAUUGGUGCUCAGGGAAGAGAAAUUAUAAUUGAUAGACUGAACAGUUGCUUUAUGUUUCAAACUCUUGCAGCAGAUUAUUUCUCAUUUUAAUGCCCAGAUCAUUCGGUGGCCUUCAGACUCAGUGC